AUGUGUAGAACAGAUACUUGUGUACAAAAUAAUGAAAUAAAUGAAAUUGUACAUGAAAUAGUAAAUAUCAAAUCAGAAAUAUGUUCAGAAGACGACGAAACUACCUCUACAAAUUUUGAUCCUCUAGAGUACGAGAUAAAAGAAGAGAUCAUUGAAGAAGACUCCCAAGACCAAAACAGCAUAAACGAAAAACCCUUCCAAUGUACCUUCUGUGACAAAUCCUUCGAAUACAAUCAUGCUCUUUUACGACACAUCAGAACCCACACAAAUGAAAAAACCCACGUCUGCAAUGUAUGUGGCAAACAAUUCAGUCUUAAAAGCAAUUUAGUCUCGCACCUCAGAACGCAUACUGGUGAGCGCCCUUUAUGUUGUCCACAUUGUGAAAAAGUUUUCACGCAACCAAGUAAUUUAACUAACCACAUGAAAAGCCACACUGAAGACAGGCCUUUUAAAUGCACCUUUUGUGAUCAAGCUUAUACAAACUCUAAUGGUUUAGAAAAGCACAUCAAAAUUCAUGACGUUGAUAGAAAAUAUAAAUGCUCGUUUUGUGAAAAGUAUUUUAAAAACCCAAGUAGUUUACAGAGACACGAAAGAACUCACUCAGGGGGACGCCCCUUUACAUGUCAGAUUUGUUUUAAGACCUUCAGUGACGAGUUUUAA
This is a messenger RNA of Ctenocephalides felis (cat flea), 660 nucleotides long. Its product is annotated as zinc finger protein 525-like. The transcript has 3 exons. The coding region runs from base 1 to 660 and encodes 219 amino acids. Gene Ontology annotation, molecular function: RNA polymerase II cis-regulatory region sequence-specific DNA binding; DNA-binding transcription factor activity, RNA polymerase II-specific. Gene Ontology annotation, biological process: central nervous system development; regulation of transcription by RNA polymerase II. The record is from RefSeq and is a predicted model, not a curated record. Gene Ontology annotation, cellular component: nucleus. NCBI's taxonomy places the organism in Eukaryota, Metazoa, Arthropoda, Insecta, Siphonaptera, Pulicidae.